AGCAUUCACAGACGGGGUGUGACACGGACAGGUUAGCACUGCAAGCUUGAAGAUCUCGAACGUUGUUACCAACUUUGUCUCACAGAUCACAAAAACAGAGACAUGGACGCACCUAGAAAAAAGACGUCUAGGAGAUACGUGUGGGGCUGUGUCGCCUUAGUCGUUCUCGUGGUGGUGGUGAUUGCACUGUCUGCUGCACUGGCCGUCUGUAGGGCGCCAAGGCCAGCGGAGCCGAAAUUUAAAGUCGGGGACCCCUGCCAACCUUUCAGCCCGCCGAUCGGCAGCGGGGGGCCGUACACCAAGGCUGCCGUCGCAGCAGAUGCCGGAAGGUGUUCAGAGAUCGGACGUGAUAUACUUAAGAAGGGUGGUUCAGUCGUGGACUCCGCCAUUGCGACUCUCCUGUGCAUCGGACUGUUCAACGCGCACAGCAUGGGGAUCGGCGGGGGCUUCUUCAUGACCGUUUACAACAAGGAGAACAACGCGGCAGAAGUCAUCAACGCCAGAGAGACCGCCCCUGCGGGAGCCUCCAAAAACAUGUUCGAAUCAGCUUCAUCUAAAACAGGUGGACUCGCCAUUGCCGUACCAGGUGAGAUCCGUGGCUACUGGGAGGCGCACAAGAGACACGGGAAGCUUCCAUGGAGUGACCUGUUCCAACCGGCUAUACAGAUAGCAGAAGAGGGCUUUUGCAUUGGCAACGCAAUGGCUAUUGCUAUCACUGAGACCAAGGAUAACAUAACGAAUCCAGACAACCACAUGUGUGAGAUUUUCUGUGACGAGAACAAAAACAUUUUGGGAGAAAGACAGGUCAUGAAACGACCCCAGCUUGCAAAAACGCUCCGUGCGAUUGCCGACGGCAAUGCAGACAACUUCUACACGGGGGACAUGGCCAAGAAUCUGGUGAAGGACAUACAGGACGCAGGUGGAAUCAUCACAGAGCAGGAUCUCCUGGACUACCGGGUGAAUGUAACGGAUCCCCUGAAGAUCUCGAUUGUGGGAGGCCUGACUGUUCUAUCGCCUCCUCCUCCAGCUAGUGGGGCCGUCUUAAGUCUCAUCCUCCACAUCCUGGAAGGUUAUGGUUUGGACGACUCCAGUGUGGACGGGUCAGACAAGCAGACACUGACGUACCACAGGAUGGUCGAAGCCUUCAAGUUCGCCUACGCGAAGAGAACGGAGUUGGGAGAUCCCAAUUUCUUAGAUAUAGAGCAGCUCGUGAGAAACAUGACGUCCCCUGACUACGCCGAAUCCCUGCGUCUGAAGAUAGACGACUCGAUGACGCACAACUACACGUACUACGGACCGUCCUACGCGAUGUCUCCGGGCGGCGGCACCUCACAUCUGUCUAUACUGGGGCCGAACGGCGACGCCGUGGCCGUAACCAGCACCAUUAACCAGUAUUUCGGUUCAACGGUACGAUCACCGUCGACUGGCAUCAUCAUGAACGAUGAGAUGGACGAUUUUUCCUCCCCAAACAAGACUAAUUUUUACGGGGUCCAUCCCUCUCCAGCAAACUACAUCAAGCCCGGAAAGCGCCCCCUAUCGUCCGUGACGCCCUGCAUCGUGCUGGACUCUAACAAUGACGUCAGGCUGGUGGUAGGCGCAUCAGGGGGGUCGAAAAUCACCACGGCAACGGCCUACGUGGCAAUGCAACACCUGUGGUUGGGACUUGACAACAUCAAGUACGCCGUAGAGAAACCCCGCCUGCAUCACCAGCUGCUACCACAGCAGAUUGACGUCGAAAGCAGACGACCUUUUAUACCAAAAGCUGUCUUGGAGGGACUCCGACAGAAAGGUCACGAUAUCGAGGAGGCGGACUCCGCUAUAGUCCAGGCCGUGGCGAGGAUCGGUUCUAGUAUCACUGCUCAUUGUGACUCCCUGAAAGGAGGCUUCCCCUCAGGGUAUGAUUAAAACGUUAGAAUGGCAGAAUUGCCUUAGAACAUCUAUGCAUGAAGUACACUCCUUUGCGCAUGAGGCCGCAUUCAAAAUGUUGCAUUCCAUGUUGCAGUGCAUUGUAAACUGGUCAGAAUUGCCCUGAGGAAGUUGUAUGUGGAAUAAAGCACUUGGCAUAGCCUACUUGGGCUAACUAGGGGCGUACUAGAUACUACAUUACUCGUAGAAAUGCCAUUCAAAGUGAACAAUAUUUUAGAAAUUCCUGUUAAGUACUGUGUAUGGAGAAAGAUGAGAAAAGCAAAAGGUUUACAAAAUAGGUUAAAGGAAGGGGAACUUAUGGUGUAAGCAGUAAGGUGACAUGUUCUUGUACAGUAGAAGUCAGUUAAUUGCACAUUUGAUAAACGCACAGUGUAGUACAAUAUGUGUGUGUGUGUGUGUGUGUGUGCGAGCUUCUUGGUUGGUUGCACUGAUUUGAUAUUUGUUUUAAGUAAUGUGCUUCAGGUUACAUUAAUUUAACGUGUAGAGAUUUGUGUAGGUUUUUAAUUUUUCGACCUAAUGUUUGUUGCAAGUUUUAUGAUGUGUCGUAGUGGUUGGAAAUGCUGAUAUUGGUGAUGUGGUGUAUUUUUGAAUUAAUUCAGUUAAUAGAUUUUGAAGUUUUUCUUCCAACAAUGUUUUAUGCUUGAAUUGGAAAACAUUUAAGUAACGAAUGAUUAAAUGCUUACUUAACAAAAGACGAUACAAACAAUUGUGUAUGCAAAGUGUUUCAAAUCACUAUUCUGAU
Messenger RNA from Branchiostoma floridae (Florida lancelet), 2668 nucleotides. Its product is annotated as glutathione hydrolase 1 proenzyme-like. Gene Ontology annotation, cellular component: plasma membrane. Gene Ontology annotation, biological process: glutathione catabolic process. Gene Ontology annotation, molecular function: glutathione gamma-glutamate hydrolase. The record is from RefSeq and is a predicted model, not a curated record. The transcript is spliced from 12 exons. NCBI's taxonomy places the organism in Eukaryota, Metazoa, Chordata, Leptocardii, Amphioxiformes, Branchiostomatidae. Bases 103 to 1905 code for a protein of 600 amino acids.